AUGGCAUUUCGGCCAACUGGAUGGACUUUCAACCCAUCAGCAGAAUCGAAAGUGUCAUCUCAUAAUACUACCAAAGAAAUACUAGAAAAGACACCUCUAUAUACUGUAGAUGAGAUCUCACCUAAUUACAAUACAAAGAACUUACAAAUAUUUGGAGUUCCUUAUUCUGAACAUUCUAGUUUUCGUGAACUUGCGGCAUUUGUUAUGUCGCUAAACGUAAAGCAAAUUAUAUCCACUGUUCCCGAGGGCUCUGAAAAAGGACGCAUAGAAAUGGAGGGUUGGUUAAAUAGAUGGCAAAAAGAAAAACAAAGCAAAAAAAUUGAAAUUGUACCCUAUCUCGAUGUAGAUUAUUGUUAA
Molecule: messenger RNA, 357 nt
Organism: Diversispora eburnea
Lineage: Eukaryota; Fungi; Glomeromycota; Glomeromycetes; Diversisporales; Diversisporaceae
Source: the annotation of a GenBank genome assembly